AUGCCAAGAGGACAUAAAAACGUGGGGAGCCAGAAAGACCCCCACGACCAGGACAUCGCCGUCACGGUCAACUUAGCACUAAGGCUGGAUGCCGGCUUGUGUAGACUAUUACUAACUACUCUCCACGACUCACCCUCCACGCCUCACCCUCCACGCCUCACUCUCCACGCCUCACCCUCCACGCCUCACCCUCCACGCCUCACUCUCCACGCCUCACUCUCCACGCCUCACCCUCCACGCCUCACUCUCCACGCCUCACCCUCCACGCCUCACUCUCCACGCCUCACCCUCCACGCCUCACCCUCCACGCCUCACUCUCCACGCCUCACUCUCCACGCCUCACUCUCCACGCCUCACUCUCCACGCCUCACCCUCCACGCCUCACUCUCCACGCCUCACUCUCCACGCCUCACUCUCCACGCCUCACUCUCCACGCCUCACCCUCCACGCCUCACUCUCCACGCCUCACCCUCCACGCCUCACUCUCCACGCCUCACCCCCCACGCCUCACGCCCCCCCACGCCUCACCCCCCACGCCUCACCCCCCACGCCUCCUCGCCUCUCCACGCCUCUGGGAUGCAGAGCUCCACGCCUCACCCUCCACGCCUCACUCUCCACGCCCACGCCUCACUCUCCACGCCUCACCCUCCACGCCUCACUCUCCACGCCUCACCCUCCACGCCUCACUCUCCACGCCUCACCCCCCACGCCUCACGCCCCCCCACGCCUCACCCCCCACGCCUCACCCCCCACGCCUCACCCUCCACGCCUCACUCUCCACGCCUCACUAUGCCCCUUGUGCUUACCGUGGGGAGCUGGGAUGCAGAGCUGGCCUCGUGGUCCACCUCCUCCCUCGACUGA
Messenger RNA from Procambarus clarkii (red swamp crayfish), 861 nucleotides. NCBI's taxonomy places the organism in Eukaryota, Metazoa, Arthropoda, Malacostraca, Decapoda, Cambaridae. The record is from RefSeq and is a predicted model, not a curated record.